Molecule: messenger RNA, 2653 nt
Organism: Ornithodoros turicata
Lineage: Eukaryota; Metazoa; Arthropoda; Arachnida; Ixodida; Argasidae
Gene: mof
Product: histone acetyltransferase KAT8-like
Exons: 9
Coding region: 137-1489 (450 amino acids)
Biological process (GO): positive regulation of transcription by RNA polymerase II; negative regulation of DNA-templated transcription
Cellular component (GO): chromatin; MSL complex
Molecular function (GO): histone H4K16 acetyltransferase activity; transcription coregulator activity
Source: RefSeq, a predicted model, not a curated record
CAACGCUGGCGGCACUUUAUUUUGACUGUUUGUUUUUUUGUACGAACGUGAUUGCAUAAAUGCGUAGUCUGUGAUUCUGUUGACUGUAUUUUGGUGAAUUAGUAUUUUUCUUUGACGAAGUAUCGCUUCCAUCACUAUGACAGAAUUCAACAGGAAUCAGGACUCCACGGAGAAGGACUCAACACAUUACAAAUUGGAAAGUAACGACGCCAAGAGCUAUAGCGCGCAAGAAAGAAACCGAAUUCGCGAGAAUUCCGAAAAUAUCCUCGAAGGAACAUUAGUGAUAGGGGAGCACUACAUGGUUCGUCGGUGCGACGACACAUGGCAUCCUGCGGAAAUUAUACAAGUUCGUCCAUGUGACCAAGACGUGGGGAAAUGGGAGUACUACGUCCACUACGAAGGAUACAACCGUCGGCUGGACGAAUGGGUCGACAAGGACAGAUUCAACUUGUCAUCGUCGCACAAAGAUGAUAUAAAGAACCCUUUGUCUCAAGGAGAUUGUAUAGAGCAGUCUGACAGAAAGAUAACUCGAAAUCAAAAGCGAAGACACGAUGAGAUCAAUCACAUACAGAAGACAUACGCUGAAAUGGAUCCCACAACAGCAGCACUUGAAAAAGAACACGAGGCAAUCACCAAAGUGAAGUACGUGGACCGCAUCCAAUUUGGAAAAUACGAAAUCGAUGCCUGGUACUUCUCCCCGUUUCCUGAAGAGUAUGGCAAAGUCACAAAGUUAUGGAUCUGUGAAUAUUGUCUCAAAUAUAUGAGGUUGGAGAAGACGUAUAGGUACCAUCAGAGUGAAUGCACUUGGAGGCAGCCACCAGGGAAGGAAAUCUACAGGAGAGGGACCGUCUCACUGUGGGAGGUGGAUGGGAAGGAUCACAAGAUCUAUUGCCAGAAUCUGUGUCUGCUUGCAAAACUGUUCCUUGACCACAAAACUCUGUACUUUGAUGUGGAACCUUUCAUCUUUUACGUUCUCUGUGAGGUUGACAAGCACGGUUCUCAUCUUGUGGGGUAUUUCUCGAAGGAAAAGGAAUCUCCAGAUGGCAACAAUGUUGCUUGUAUUCUCACUUUGCCUCCUUACCAAAGGAAAGGGUAUGGGAAGUUCCUCAUUGCCUUUAGCUACGAACUGUCCAAGUUGGAAGGGGCAGUAGGAUCACCCGAGAAACCCCUGUCUGAUCUCGGCAAACUGAGCUACAGAAGCUACUGGUCCUGGGUCUUACUCGAAAUUUUACGAGAUUUCCGUGGCACUUUGUCCAUCAAGGACCUCAGCCAAAUGACAAGCAUAACGCAGAACGACAUCAUUUCAACCCUUCAGAGCCUCAACAUGGUGAAGUACUGGAAAGGACAGCACGUGAUCUGUGUCACGCCUAAGUUGGUUGAAGAGCAUCUCAAGAGCACCCAAUAUAAAAAGCCCCGGCUUCAGGUAGACAUUACCAGUCUGAGGUGGUCGCCGCCUAAAAAGCCUCUGAAGCCCGGCAAGAAAGCAUGAUGUGUAUGUGGUGGAGCGUAAAAGUGUGUACAGUCAUUGUCUGCUUGUAGCGCCAUUGUCAUCAUCCGUAUCAUCAUUCAGUUCAUCGACAGAAAUGAGAUGCCCUUUCACCGUGAAGUGAGCGUGCAGUCACCUUACCUUGCGCAGGUUUGAUCCACCGCACUUGUGAUGUUCGAACUUGACGAGUGGGAGCAACAUGAGCGAGAGAAUGGAUCUAUGUGUUUAGGUAUGUUUUAGCUGGAUUACGUCUCCUGAUAUCACUUUUGGUCAACCUUAUAAAUACAGUCAGGGGACAGCUUUCAUCAGUUAUGCAAUGAUAUUUGUGUUGCUUAUUGUUAUAUUUUAUUAAUUUAAAUCUCCAGGAUGUGUUUGGUAUACUGAUAUGUACAUACAAGCUUCAUUGAAAACAAUAACAGCGAACGGAAGAAAAUCAUGUACAAUUUACAUCUUGUAGUUUUUCAAAAUUGCCUUUACAGCAGGGUUCUGCAUUUUGCAAUCAAUCAUUUCAUUUUUAUUUCCUUAAGUGCCUGGAAAGGCAUUACAUAAGGGGGGGGGGGAGAUGCAAGGAUACAAACAGUAACGCUGCAAACAGCAUGCGCUUUCUACUUCUUUUUCUGCAUCGCCUCAUUGUAGUCUUCCUUCUCAUCCUGUUAACAACACUAGACAAAGGUUCCAUGGAUAUGAAUGAUGCAAAUUGCAGUUUUGGUCAAAUGAAUGACUUAAAUGUGAGCAAUUUCACCUCAGGGUAAGAGAAUUGAAGUGUGUGUUGAAGAAAUCCUAAUUUUUGUAGGGCGGAAACCACCAAAUUCUCUCUUCUUCCUUUCCCUCGCACACCCCGUUACAGUUUCAUGUAUUCACCCUGCUCGAACCUGAACAGAAUUCCGCCGCAUAUCUUAGAACAUUUCAAGUGCCACAUUAAAGGGGCAGGACCCAUCAAGUAGAUUGCAUUAGAGCCAUAAUAAAUUGUAAGCCGUGCUAUAUUCCAAAUUUCAUUCAGCAGGUUCCCAUAGGUUUUGAGCUAACCGAAAACUGUUACUUGGUAAAGUGUAACACACUUGUGUUUAGUAUAGAUGACUUUGACGUCCUUUUGGUUUGUAGAUUAUAAGUAAAGGCCCAUCACUUCCUUUACGACAAAAUAAAUUUCACUCUGUUUUGUAACACUUC